Molecule: messenger RNA, 3073 nt
Organism: Vicia villosa (hairy vetch)
Lineage: Eukaryota; Viridiplantae; Streptophyta; Magnoliopsida; Fabales; Fabaceae
Product: MDIS1-interacting receptor like kinase 2-like
Exons: 2
Coding region: 68-2659 (863 amino acids)
Biological process (GO): protein phosphorylation
Molecular function (GO): protein kinase activity; protein binding; ATP binding
Source: RefSeq, a predicted model, not a curated record
CUCCCAUUUAAACGUGCACAUUACAAUAAAUCUCUUGUACUAUUACCAUUGUGUUCACAUUUUCAAAAUGUUUCAGAAAAUGAAGCUUUUAUCAAUGCAUUGUCUAUUUUUGUUCUUUUAUAUGUUUGUUAUGGCCACAACACCUCACGUUUCAGCGAAAAUCCAACGCAGCGAAGCAAAUGCUAUGUUAAAAUGGAAAGAAAGCUUUGACAACCAAAGCAAGGCUUUGCUCUCUUCAUGGAUUGGUAACAAUCCUUGUAGUAGUUGGAAAGGAAUCACAUGUGAUAAUGAGUCAACAUCCAUCUACAAGAUCAACCUCACCAAUAUUGGAGUAAGAGGUACACUUCAACUUCUCAAUUUCUCAUCACUGCCAAAAGUCAGAAACAUAGUUUUAAAAAACAACUCCUUCUAUGGAGGUGUUCCAUCCCAUAUUGAGGUAAUGUCCAAUCUAAAAAUUCUUGAUUUGUCCAAUAAUAAAUUCUCUGGCCGAAUUCCACAUUCAAUAGGUAAUUUAGUUAACUUAGAUACUCUUUUCCUUUAUGGAAAUGAGUUUUCUGGACCAAUUCCUUCUACUAUUGGAAACUUGACAAAACUUGUUAAACUGUCACUUUUUGCAAACCAGUUGAGUGGUAAAAUUCCUAAAGAAAUGAAUAAUCUUACCAAUUUGGAACUUUUGCAAUUCAGCGAUAAUAAGUUCAUUGGUCAUUUACCUGACGACGUGUGUCUAGGUGGAAAGUUGUCACACUUCUGUGCUACUAUUAACCAAUUCACCGGUCGAGUUCCAAAGAGUUUGAGGAAUUGUUCAACUCUUAAGCGAGUUAGACUUGAACAAAACCUGCUAACCGGAAAUUUAGCAGAUAUGUUUGGUGUGUAUCCGAACUUGGACUACAUGGGUUUGAGUGGCAAUAAUUUUUAUGGCCAUAUUUCACCAAACUGGGGAAAAUGUAAGAACCUUACAAGCCUUAAAAUCGCGAAUAAUAAUUUAACAGGAAGCAUACCACCCGAACUGGCGGAAGCAACCAAUUUACAUGUACUAGACUUGUCCUCGAAUCAACUUAUAGGAGAAAUUCCAAAGGAGCUAGGAAACUUAUCUUCAUUGAUCCAACUCUUAAUAAGUAACAAUCAUCUUUCGGGACAAGUUCCUAUACAAAUUGCAUCAUUGCGGGAACUAGCUACCUUGGAUCUUGCAACAAAUAAUUUAAGUGGCUUCAUCCCAGAGCAACUUGGAUGGUUACCUAUGUUAUUGAACUUGAAUUUGAGCAACAAUAAGUUUGAAGGAAACAUUCCUCUUGAAAGUGGCCAAUUACAAGUUAUUGAAAAUCUUGAUCUUAGUGCAAAUUUUUUAGACGGGACCAUACCAUCCAUGCUUGGACAAUUAAAACACUUAGAAACAUUAAAUGUCUCACAUAAUAAUCUUUCUGGUGAAAUUCCCUUUAUCUAUGGUGAUAUGUUAGGAUUGACAGUUGUUGAUAUAUCAUACAACCAAUUGGAGGGUCCGAUUCCAAGCAUUCCAGCAUUCCGAAAAGCUUCAAUUGAAGCACUGAGAAAUAACAAAGGCUUGUGUGGUAACGUCUCUGGCCUUAGGCCUUGCUCAACAUCAAGUGGAAAGGUUCAUGGUCAUAAGCCUAACAAACUUUUGAUGGUUGUCUUACCCCUCACUCUAGGAACUUUAUUGUUAGUAUUAUUUGUUUAUUGGCUCUCAUAUCGUCCCUUCCGAGCUUCAAUCACAGAAGAGUACAGCGGUAGAGAAGUAUUAGACACUAACAAUCUAUUUACAAUAUGGAGUUUUGAUGGAAAAAUGGUGUAUGAGAAUAUUAUUGAAGCCACCGGAGAUUUUGAUAACAAGUAUCUCCUUGGAGUUGGAGGACAUGGUAGUGUUUACAAAGCAGAGUUGCCUACAGGUCAAGUUGUAGCGGUGAAGAAACUCCAUCAAAUACAAAAUGAAGAAAUGACCAAUCUGAAAACUUUUGCAAGUGAGAUCAAAGCUUUAACAAAAAUUCGUCAUCGAAACAUUGUGAAGCUAUAUGGAUUUUGUUUACAUGCUCAACACACAUUUUUGGUCUACGAGUUCUUGGAGAUGGGUAGUAUGGACAAGAUUUUGAAAGAUGAUGAACAAGCAUCAAUAUUCGAUUGGACUAAGAGGUUGAAUGUAAUCAAAGAUGUCGCUAAUGCAUUGUGUUAUAUGCAUCAUAAUUGCUCACCUUCAAUUGUUCAUCGCGAUAUAUCCAGCAAGAAUAUUGUUUUGGAUUUGAAAUAUGUAGCUCAUGUCUCAGACUUUGGAACUGCUAAGUUUCUUAAUCCUGAUUCAUCCAACUGGACUUAUUUUGUUGGCACCUUUGGAUAUGCUGCUCCAGAACUUGCAUACACAAUGGAAGUAAAUGAAAGAUGUGAUGUGUAUAGUUUUGGAGUAUUAACCUUAGAAAUACUUUUUGGAAAGCAUCCUGGAGAUAUUGUAUCUACUUUAUUGCAAUCAAAUGGUAUAAGCUCAACAAUUGAUGUGAUGUUGCUGAUGGAUAAGUUGGAUCAACGUCUCCCUAGUCCUACAAAUGAUACUGAGAAAGAGGUGAUAUCAAUUGUAAGGUUAGCAACUUUUUGCUUGAAUAAAAUUCCACGCACUCGCCCUACAAUGGAGCAGGUUUGCAAAGAGUUUGUAAUGUGAAAAUCGUCAUCAAGGGGUUAACUUUAUACAUAUUAUCAGAAAUAUAGCCAAACACUUUACAAGGGAUGGUUUUUCUAUUGAUUUGUUCAAGAAAAAUUAAUAUGUGUAAUAUGUGUAUUUAUUGAAAACUUGAUUAUGAGCAUUAGCAUACUGGUGGCAGUUUAACUGUCAUGGUCAUCAGUUAGUUAGUGUUGGGCAAUAGUUUGUUAAUCAAUUAGAAGCCAAAUGUAUAUAUAACACUUGGUCUUCCUAUUGUAAUUCAUGCUUUUCAUUAUUGAAUAAUGCAAGAAUCCUAAAAGGCCUUUCAUCAUGUGUUCUCUUAACACAUCUGAAUUCUGAUGUGUAAUAUGGUAUCGGCACUACAGGAAAAAAUGCCUCCUGCCACGCCCAGAAAACCGAGGCUAUAUGCAAAAU